Miscanthus lutarioriparius is the source of this 873-nucleotide messenger RNA. Lineage: Eukaryota; Viridiplantae; Streptophyta; Magnoliopsida; Poales; Poaceae. The record is from the annotation of a GenBank genome assembly.
AUGCAUAUGGCUGCUGGUACCCGCACCGCCGGCAGCAAGCCGCCGUCGCUGUGCCUGCUGCUCCUCGUCCACGCGCUGCUGCUCAUCGCAUCGUCGACUGCCGCCGCCGGCCUCCAGGGGUGCGACGCGUCGGUGCUGCUGGACGGCCGGGGCACGGAGAAGGCGGCGCUCCCGAACCAGUCGCUGGGCGGGCUGGACGUCGUCGACGCCGCCAAGGCGGCGCUGGAGGCGGCCUGCCCCGGCACCGUGUCGUGCGCGGACGUCGUGGCGCUGGCCGCCCGCGACGCCGUCUCCUUCCAGUUCCGCCGCUCGCUGUGGCAAGUCGAGACGGGCCGCCGCGACACCCGCUUCUCCGACGAGGCGCACGCCACAGACCUGCCCAGCUUUCUGUUUGUGUUCACGCAACUCAGGGACUCCUUCGCGAAGCGGGGGCUUAGCGUCCGCGACCUCGUCGCGCUCUCCGGCGCGCACACGCUGGGACAGACGGACUGCCAGUUCGUGUCACCGAGGCUCUACAAAUUCCAAGGCAACGGCGGGGUGGACCCGUUCAUCGACCCGGGCUACGCGCGGGAGCUCAUGCGGCAGUGCCCCGCCACGCCGUCGUCGUCGUCGCUCGGCAAGGUGGCCUUGGACCCCGGCAGCGAGUUCAGGUUCGACACCAGCUACUACGCCACCGUCAAGGCCAACCGCGGCGCGCUGCACACGGACGCCGUGCUGCUGCACGACGACGAGGCCGCCCGCCUCGUCGACGAGAUGCACGACCAAGGCAAGUUCCUCACAGCCUUCGCCGCGUCCAUCCAGAAGUUGGGAGCCUUCGGCGUCAUCGCCGGCAACCAAGGGGAGAUCAGGCGGAACUGCCACGUCGUCAACUAA